Messenger RNA from Lachancea dasiensis, 456 nucleotides. Lineage: Eukaryota; Fungi; Ascomycota; Saccharomycetes; Saccharomycetales; Saccharomycetaceae. The record is from the annotation of a GenBank genome assembly.
AUGUCCGACUGGGAUAGCACAACAGUUAUUGGUCAGAGAGUGAGAACCGGGGGCGGUGGUCCAAGACAACAAGUGGCGCGGUCUCAGGGCCAGAUCAAUGCGGCCAGAAGAAGUGGUAAUGUUCUUUCCGUCGAUAAGAAAUACAGUUCGGCCAACGCCAAGGGAAACAACGAGGGCCAGAGACUCACAAUGGUCGACCGUGAAACCGACAUUGUCGUUCCCAAGAAAAUGGAUAUGUCUGUGGGGAAGACCAUUGCUAAGGUGCGGGGUGAAAAGUCCUUGACCCAGAAGGACCUGGCCACGAAGAUCAAUGAGAAGCCUACGGUCAUCAAUGACUACGAGGCUGGUCGUGCCAUCCCAAACCAGCAGAUUUUGGCGAAAUUGGAGCGUGCUUUGGGGGUGAAGCUCAGAGGAAAAGCCGUUGGUGAGCCACUGGGACCUAAGAAGAAGGCCUAG